AGCGUGUACGCGCACGCUAUUGCGUGACGACGCGCGCGGUCCCGAGCCCAGCCAGAAAAGGAAGUGCGUAACAGAGCUUUUGACACAGUGCAACGAAGAAGAUGGUUUACGUGUCGAAUGGUCAGGUAUUGAAUAGCCGGACACAGUCGCCUUGGAGACUUUCUUUCUUCUCGGAUUUGUUCUGGGGCAUUGUGGAGUUUGUUGGUUUAUUUUUUCAAUCUCUGUUCCAGCCUGAUUUAUCCAAAAAUGGCAACACAUCCUCGUCUCGCUUUUAUGACGGUCGAGGCCCCCCAGGAUUUCCUGGAGGAAGACGCAGAAUGGGACGAAUAAAUCAUGGUGGAGGCCCAACUCCACCCCCAAUGGCAGGAGGAGGAUGAGGAAGGUAAACACCUGCAUGAUGAUAUGCAGGUGAAGGACACACAUGUUCCAAUCAGCCUCUGUGAAGUUAGACUUUUUGAGAAGUUAUUGUGAACAAGUGUGUCCCCAGGAACUGCUGCUUCUGUUUACCAAGCAGAUUUAUGAUGUUGCGCUGGGAAUACCUGAGUACAGGGGCCAGCGUGAAUGAUGGUGCAGCACAGGAGUUUUCUUUCAUAAAACUUGCUUCAGCAUUUUUGUUCUUUAUGACGGCUGCUUUAAGGGUGCCUAAUGACUUGCCCAUGUACUUUAUAGUAUAUGAAAUUUAACUCAAAACUCUUAAAAAUUGUUUGCAACAAUAGUGUUUGUCUAAAACAAAGCCAAGAAAAUCAGAUCAACCCUUUAAAUGUAUUGUUGUAUAUGUCAACUAUAAUAAGUUUAUAUCUUCAUUUUACUGUAAAGAAUGAUUGAAUACAAUAUAAUUCUUUUGUUACAAAAAUGUUUGUAUAUUUGAGAUAAUUGUUCACUGUCCUCAUUUCACCCUUUCCUUGAAUCUACUCUGUAAAUUAAAUGUUCUAAGUCUAAUGUUCUAAGUUUGUUAAUGCACAGUUCUCCCUGUCUAAUGGAUUUUUUUGGGGGGGGGGGGGGGGAUGUAAUUUUAGAUUUUUCUCCAUUGAUAUGAUUCUGUUGAGUUUAUUUGUGUGUUUGGGUGAUAAUCCUCUAGUCUUAAGAACAAUUGUUAAUUUGAAAUUAUUUCUGGUAUUUGUGGCACAGUCCUAAUGCUAGCCCAAACCCCCCAAUCCACCAGGAAAGUCAGCAAAGGACUAAAAUACGGAAAAUAUUUAGUUUAUAAUGCUGAUUUUUCACUUCUUGGAACAUCAAUAUCUGCAAACUAGAGUUUCUGCUACAGUUCCCUGUACAUUAUUGAGCUUCUUUGGCUAUUCAGCAUUGUACAGAUUGUACUAGGUCCAAAGAAAAAGUCCGAAAGCUCAAUAGUGUGACUUCAUCAGUAAAGCACACAGAUUUUUUUGUUUUCUUAUGUAUAAAUUAUUUACUAUAUUUGCCCAAUAAAUGAUACAUCUUUAAUAUA
Molecule: messenger RNA, 1444 nt
Organism: Erpetoichthys calabaricus (reedfish)
Lineage: Eukaryota; Metazoa; Chordata; Cladistia; Polypteriformes; Polypteridae
Gene: selenok
Product: selenoprotein K
Exons: 5
Biological process (GO): endoplasmic reticulum calcium ion homeostasis; calcium ion transport
Cellular component (GO): Golgi apparatus; endoplasmic reticulum membrane
Source: RefSeq, a predicted model, not a curated record